This is a messenger RNA of Prorocentrum cordatum, 207 nucleotides long. The record is from the annotation of a GenBank genome assembly. Lineage: Eukaryota; Dinophyceae; Prorocentrales; Prorocentraceae.
GCGCGCAUGUUCGCCAACGAUGUGCGCAGUGCAAAGCAAGUCGAAAAGGCCCUGACGUACCGGCCACAGCAACACUUGCGGGCAGGGCCAGCGGUCCAGGUCGCCCAGCGCCUCCCCUUCGAGGGCAAGGACGGCGGCGCCAAAGCGGGCCAGGUCGCCCAAAGUUUCCCCUUCGAGGGCAAGGGCGGCGGCGCCAAAGCGAGCCAG